AUGGGUAAAGGAGACGAAUACCGGCCGCCGGACUCGAUAUCGGGCAAGUGGACCAAUAUCAACAAAAAGUGCACGAAUUUUCAAACCGUGUACCAACGCAAUUUUACCGGAGGGAAAAGUGGAAGCAAGGACGAGGACAUUACGCAAGUGGCAUUGGUCGAGUAUACAAAUGCUAAUGGCCAUUUCCCGUAUCUAAGGUGUUGGCAAAUCCUUCGCAAUAGCCCCAAAUGGGCCAACAUCUCUACUCCUAGCGAUUCGUCGGAAAAUAAAAGGCCAUCAAAGAGGUCCAAAACAAACGAGUCAGGUGAACCCGAAACGCCAACCUCCGACGCUCGAAACACCGACUUGAACGAGGAUAUUCCGGAGGAAGAGCCGGUGGAAGAGCUACCAAGACCCGCCGGUAGAAGAAGCCGGUCGAAAAAGGCCCGAGUCAUCGUCGAUGUCGAUGGGAACCGAAAUAAGUAA
This is a messenger RNA of Helianthus annuus (common sunflower), 465 nucleotides long. RefSeq lists its product as uncharacterized. Bases 1 to 465 code for a protein of 154 amino acids. The transcript has a single exon. The record is from RefSeq and is a predicted model, not a curated record. NCBI's taxonomy places the organism in Eukaryota, Viridiplantae, Streptophyta, Magnoliopsida, Asterales, Asteraceae.